AUGGUCCAGGAAACGCUCGACGACAUUGUUGGCAAGUCCCAGAUUACGACUAUCAUCAUUGCACACAGGCUGACGACCGUCCGCAAUGCAGAUGUCAUUGCCGUGCUGAACAACCCCACGGACAGGCACAGCAACUCCGGUGAUGGUGGCGAGGAGGUGCUGGAAGAGAUGACUGGGAGCUCUGUGGUGGAACUGGGGACCCAUGAAGAGCUUAGCAAAAUACCGGAUGGCAUUUAUGCCGCCUUGGUCGCUAUCCAAACAGAGGGGCCUACUGAAGAGGAUGAAACGGACCGGGCCUUGCAAGCCCCCGAAGAAGAAGGAGUGUAUGAGACAGCUGACUACAGUCCACAGGAGUCGGCAAUACUGGUGGGUGGCAUCCUGUCGACACAGAUGAGUAAGCAGAACAGCAAGCAAUACCGUCAGAACAGCAAGCUACGUCAGAACAGCAAGUUGCAUCAGAAUGGCAGAGGGGGCGGCAGCUUCGAUAUGCGGGCGCAGUUGAGCAAGCAGCUCGGUGACGUCGCGCGUCAAGAGAGUUUGGUCUUCACUGCCGGCUACCAGCCCCCGCGUUUGUUCAGAAGGACUGCAGCCCCGAUUAAGUCCAAGAUGGUGCAGCACAUCCUGGGCGUCGUGUGCUACGUCGCAUACCAAUGCAUCUGGCCAAUUUAUGGAGCGUGCUACGGUACAUUUUUGAAAACGUUUGUGGAUGCGGCGAACCCGGACAGGCUCAAGCGCGAGUCCAGAAAUAAUACAAUCAUAAUGACCUGCAUCGGCAUCGCCUCGUUUGCGGCUUUCUGGGGACAGCGCUGGUUCGUCUCGCAGAGCGGCCAGGCCGUGGUCCGCCAGGCGCGUGAAGGUGUCUUUGGUGGCAUUAUGAAGCAGGAGAUGGGUUUCUUCGACCAGCCGCACAGGUCGCCUGCGCGGUUAGGCCACAUCUUGGGAGCGGACACGUUUCUGUUGGGAGAGUGGACUGCAGGCAACACCACCAUGUGGUUGGGCGUUAGCGCGAGUUUGAUUCUAGGUCUGAUCCUGUGUUUGCAGGCGAACGCGAAGCUGGGGGGAGUGGCACUCGCUAUCGUGGCGGCUCUUGUCCCGAUUACGUACGUGGCGAGCACUCUUGUGACCUCGGGGGGGAGCAUCCGCCUGAAGAAAGGCGAGGACAAACUAAGCAGAAC
Gregarina niphandrodes is the source of this 1175-nucleotide messenger RNA. Its product is annotated as putative ATP-binding cassette subfamily B protein 2. Gene Ontology annotation, biological process: transmembrane transport. The transcript has a single exon. NCBI's taxonomy places the organism in Eukaryota, Apicomplexa, Conoidasida, Eugregarinorida, Gregarinidae. The annotation marks the transcript as partial. The record is from RefSeq and is a predicted model, not a curated record. Gene Ontology annotation, cellular component: membrane. Gene Ontology annotation, molecular function: ABC-type oligopeptide transporter activity; ATP binding.